Messenger RNA from Purpureocillium takamizusanense, 1233 nucleotides. RefSeq lists its product as uncharacterized. Lineage: Eukaryota; Fungi; Ascomycota; Sordariomycetes; Hypocreales; Ophiocordycipitaceae. Gene Ontology annotation, cellular component: precatalytic spliceosome; Prp19 complex; catalytic step 2 spliceosome. The record is from RefSeq and is a predicted model, not a curated record. Bases 235 to 951 code for a protein of 238 amino acids. Gene Ontology annotation, biological process: mRNA processing. The transcript has 2 exons.
CUGUUUGCGGGCGCAUAUAAGAACAAUUGAACCCUCCCAAGAGACGGGAAGACGUGCGCUCCGUCGCAAGAGCGGGCACGCAGCGCCGAAACCCGCAUCGAAGCACUCAGCAGCUGCGCGCGCACGACGCGAGAGAGAUUCUCUCUCAAGAGCCUCGUGAAGCCGCAUCACCACCACCACCUUUGCGACGCGCCGCCCGCCCGCCUGUAGGGAAGCCAUCUUAUAUCAUUCAUCAUGGCCGUCCCGCCGGCAUAUCUAGAGUCCCUGCCCUACAUCGACCCCGAGCCCUCCCCCGAGGCCCUCGCCGCCGCCCGCGCCCUCAUCUCCGCCGAGCAAUCCUCCUCACAACCGCCUUCCUCCCUCCCGCCCCUCCGCGAACCCUCCUUCUCCCCCGCCCUCACCACCGAGCUCUCCCGCAUCGCCUCCUCCACGCCCCUCCAGCCGCUCUCCCUCUCCCGCUACGAAGCGCAGGAGCUGCCACCCGCUCCGUCUACCGCCACCUCCAAGGCUAAGACGACACGGCGCUCCCGUCGCGGUUCCGCAUCCUCCUCUUCCGCCGCCGCCGCCGCCGCCACAUCCUCCUACGUUAACGAUGACCUCCGCCCUGUCCUCUCCAACGCCUACGUCUCCGCCGCCUACCUCGCCGCUCGCAACCAGAACCUCGCUCUCCUCGACCGCCACGGCGCAAACGCCUGGCUCCUCUCAAACUACCACCUCGAGGAGUCCCUCCGCGCCGUCGAGCGCGACCUCGCCGCCGUCAAGCGAGACAUCGACCUCGUCAACGCCGCCAGGCAGCGCCGCCAGGAGGACGUCCGCGCCGAGAUGCUCAUGCUCGACGAGUCAUGGCGCAAUGGCGUCGGCAAGGUCCUCGAGACCGAGGUCGCCGUCGAGGAGCUCAAGGCGCAGGUUCGCGAGGAGCUCAAGAACCAGAGCGCCCGGCAACACUCAUGAGUGCGGCGUGAGAGGUGGCGAACACGACGUGAGCAUAGUAGAAUAGGGCCACGAGCCACGCAAGUAGGUAGAUGCCAGGGUCUCGGAGUCGGCAGUCACAAUGCACUACAUGGAAGACAUGACGUUUGUUGUUGGAGUCUUCAUUAUCCGGAACACGUCCUGUCAAGACUUCUCGGCCCUGUACCUGCUUCACAACCCAAUGAGCAAUCCCAGAAUCGGCAUAACAGUUACAAGGUAUAUGCUAGUAGCCAUGUUUCUCUGUCUCUCUCCCAGGAAAGCGAG